Messenger RNA from Malaclemys terrapin pileata, 7699 nucleotides. It is a transcript of the gene SHANK2, whose product is annotated as SH3 and multiple ankyrin repeat domains 2. Gene Ontology annotation, cellular component: postsynaptic membrane; dendritic spine; postsynaptic density. Gene Ontology annotation, molecular function: ionotropic glutamate receptor binding; synaptic receptor adaptor activity. Bases 502 to 6189 code for a protein of 1895 amino acids. Lineage: Eukaryota; Metazoa; Chordata; Testudines; Emydidae. The record is from RefSeq and is a predicted model, not a curated record. The transcript is spliced from 26 exons.
AAAGGGCGGCUGUUAACAGGCUCCCCCUGUGCCCGGGGUUAGCUGCGCGAAGUGAGGCGGGAGCAGAGCUCUCUGCUCUCCAGGGGGCACGGAGACGGAAGCCGCUCCUCGCUUGCCACAUUACAUCCAUUUGCUGAGUGUGUGUGUGCAGCGUCCAGUCCCGCUGCCCGCCGCUCCCUGGAAGUUGGGAAGCGCUUCGCCAGCCGGAGACACGCCUUCCUUUCCCCCCACAACUUUAGCGUCUCCUCAGUUACCAACAUGCCGGAUUACAAACGCCGCGGAGAAGGGAGCAAACCCACCAGCCCGCGGGGGUGGUGAGCAGCGCCGGGGCGUGCCGACAACAGUGUGAAGUGAAGGAGUUUCCUGCACAUGGACAAAAGCUGAAAGUUGCCUUCAUCUUUUAUUUGUAAAGCUGAAAUGAAAGAUUUAGAUUCUGAUGAACUUGAUGUAGCUGCUCUCCAUGUCUGUGCUAACUGCCAUAUGAGGUAAGAGAAACUGAACAUGCCUCGCAGUCCAACAUCAAGUGAAGAUGAGAUGGCACAAAGCUUUUCAGAUUAUUCUGUCGAAUCUGAAUCAGACAGCUCCAAAGAAGAAACUAUUUAUGAUACUAUCAGGGCUACAUCAGAGAAACUAAGCAGCAGAAUGGAAGACAAUAGGAGCAACACAUUAGUGAUACGAAUUAUAAUACCUGACCUACAGCAAACGAAAUGCAUUAGAUUUAAUCCUGAAGCUUCAGUGUGGGUAGCAAAACAACGAAUUUUAUGCACUUUGAAUCAGAGUUUGAAAGAUGUCCUGAAUUAUGGGCUGUUUCAGCCUGCCAGCAACGGGAGAGAUGGGAAAUUUUUGGAUGAGGAACGACUCCUUAGGGAAUAUCCACAACCAGUGAAUAAAGGUGUUCCUUCCUUAGAGUUUCGGUACAAGAAGAGAGUGUAUAAGCAAUUAAAUCUUGAUGAAAAACAGCUGGCCAAGCUUCAUACAAAGGCUAAUUUGAGAAAAUUUAUGGAUCAUGUUUACCAUCUCUCAGUGGAAAAAAUCACCAAGAUGUUGGAUCGGGGACUAGAUCCUAACUACCAUGACCUAGAGAGUGGAGAAACUCCUCUAACUUUGGCAGCUCAGCAUGAUACUACUCUAGAAGUAAUCAAAGCUCUGAAAAAUGGAGGGGCACAUUUAGAUUUCAGAGCCAAAGAUGGAAUGACAGCUCUGCACAAAGCAGCUAGAGCCAAGAACCAAGUAACCCUCAAGACCCUUUUAGAGCUUGGAGCAUCUCCUAACUACAAGGACAGCUGUGGAUUGACACCACUAUACCACACCACUGUAGUAGGAGGAGACCCUUAUUGUUGUGAACUUUUACUUCAUGAACAUGCUACAGUCAGCUGCAAAGAUGAAAAUGGAUGGCAAGAGAUUCAUCAGGCUUGCCGAUAUGGACAUGUCCAGCAUUUAGAACACUUACUUUUUUAUGGAGCAGAUAUGGGAGCACAGAAUGCCUCAGGAAAUACAGCAUUGCAUAUUUGUGCCCUUUAUAACCAGGACAGCUGUGCAAGAGUUCUGUUGUUUCGAGGAGCCAACAAGGAGUUAAAGAAUUAUAACAGCCAAUCUUCGUUUCAGGUGGCCAUAAUAGCAGGAAAUUUUGAGCUGGCUGAAUAUAUCAAAAAUCACAAGGAAACAGAUAUUGUGCCAUUUAGAGAGGCCCCUACCUAUUCAAACAGGAGGCGAAGGCCCCAAAGCACCUUGGCAGCACCUCGUGUCUUACUUCGUUCCAACAGCGAUAACAAUCUGAACAUCAACAACAUCCCUGACUGGUCAGCUUCAUCAUCUGCUUCUUCACACCGCAGCCUUUCACCUCACCUACUUCAACAGAUGCAGAAUAAUCCUAAUGGAACUGUAAAAACUGUUGGGAGUUAUACCCCAUCCUCUCGGAGUCGGUCGCCAUCAUUAAACAGGGUAGGAGAGGAUGCAAAAAGACAGCAACAUAGGCACAUCAGUGCCGGUUAUAAUCCCAGUGCCAACAAGGAUGCUAUCGCUGCCUUGGAUUAUCAGGGUCCAAAACGCAAACUUUACAGUGCUGUACCUGGAAGACUUUUUAUUGUCGUCAAGCCAUAUCAACCUCAAGGAGAAGGAGAGAUUCAUCUGCACAAAGGGGACAGGGUGAAAGUUUUAAGCAUUGGUGAAGGUGGAUUCUGGGAAGGCAGCACCCGAGGACUUGUUGGAUGGUUUCCCGCAGACUGUGUUGAGGAAGUGCAGUGUAAACCAAACGAAAGCAGACCAGAAACUCGAACGGAUAGAACAAAGAAAUUGUUUAGACACUACACAGUUGGAUCAUAUGACAGCUUUGAUGCUUUAAGUGACUGCAUUAUAGAAGAAAAGGCAGUGGUCCUGCAGAAAAAAGACAAUGAAGGUUUUGGAUUUGUGCUCAGAGGGGCAAAAGCUGAUACACCUAUUGAAGAAUUCACCCCAACUCCAGCCUUUCCUGCUUUGCAGUACCUGGAAUCUGUGGACGAAGGGGGAGUAGCAUGGCAAGCUGGCUUGAGAACUGGAGACUUCCUGAUUGAGGUUAACAGCGAAAAUGUAGUGAAAGUUGGCCACAGGCAGGUGGUGAACAUGAUUCGACAAGGGGGUAAUCACCUAGUUCUUAAGGUUGUCACAGUAACCAGGAAUCUUGAUCCAGAUGAUACAGCUAGAAAGAAAGCCCCACCACCUCCAAAGCGAGCUCCAACCACUGCAUUGACCUUGCGGUCUAAGUCAAUGACCUCAGAGCUUGAAGAGCUUGCUUCAGUACGGAAGAAGAAGGAUAAAGUGGAUGAAAUUGUACCAGUUUCCAAGCCAUCAAGAAUUACAGACAAUGUAACUGUGGACUCAAGAGUGGCAACGAUUAAACCGCGGCCUUCCAGUAGAUGCUUUCCUUCAGCUACAGAUAUGAAUUCCAUGUACGAUAGACAGGGUAUUGCUGUGAUGCCACCUACUGUACCUGGGACUCCUCAAGGUCUUUUUCUAGGUAUACCUCGGGGUACAAUGAGAAGACAAAAAUCUAUAGGCAAGAGUUAUGGGAUUGUAACGGCUAUGGAAAGUUGCCAGAAUUUUGGAAGGCCAGAAUUUUGGAAGUGCAAAGAAAAAGAAUUGAGGAAGAACUAUUGUGAUAAAUCAGCUAUAGCUAAGAGUCAUUCAAACGUGUGUAUUGACAUGAAAAUACCAUCAUCUGCUAUGCAAGGAAUAACAGAGGAAGAACGUCAAUUUUUGGCUCCUCCUAUGUUGAAAUUUACCAGAAGUCUAUCCAUGCCAGACACUUCUGAAGAUAUCCCCCCUCCACCACAGUCUCUACCCCCUUCACCACCACCACCUUCUCCCUCCCUUUAUAACUCUCCCAAAUCUCCAACAUCAAGAAGCUAUGGAACAAUUAAACCUGCAUUUAAUCAGAAUUCAGGUUCAAAGGUUUCUUCAGGUAGAUCUGAACAUAUGGGAACAAUAAUGAGGGACAAAGGGAUGUAUUACAGAAGAGAAUUGGACCGUUAUUCUCUAGAUUCUGAGGACUUGUAUAGUAGGAAUGUCGCAUUGCAGGCAAACUUCAGAAACAAGAGGGGUCAGAUGCCGGAAAACCCAUAUUCUGAAGUUGGGAAGAUAGCAAGCAAAGCAGUUUACGUGCCAGCCAAACCAGCAAGGCGGAAGGGAAUGCUAGUGAAACAGUCUAAUGUCGAGGAUAGUCCAGAAAAGACCUGUUCUAUUCCAAUUCCAACAAUUAUUGUGAAAGAACCAUCUACCAGCAGUAGUGGGAAAAGCAGCCAAGGAAGCAGUAUGGAGAUUGACCCUCAGUCUUCAGAGCAGCCUGGACAGCUCAGACCUGAUGAUAAUUUAAACGUCAGUAGUCCAUUUGCAGCGGCCAUUGCUGGAGCAGUGAGGGACAGGGAAAAGAGAUUAGAAGCUAGGCGUAAUUCUCCAGCUUUCCUUUCUACAGACUUGGGAGAUGAGGAUGUUGGCCUGAUGCCCCCAAUACCACGUAUGAGGCAGUCUAAAUUUACCGAUGAGGACGUAUUUAGUAAUGAAGAUAGUUUUAGGCAACUUAUGUCACCAUCUCCAAUUCCCGCACCUAGAGAAACUGAAAAUCUUUUUAAUAGUAGUGAACCUAGCAAUGAAAGUGAUGCAAGGACAUUAAACUCCUCAUCCAUAAAAAAAGUUACUGAAAACAAUAUGGUUGCAACUCAGACCGUUAAUGUGUCCAGUUCGGAUAAUUAUGUUCACCCACUCACAGGAAAGCUAUUAGAUCCAAACUCACCUCUAGCACUCGCGCUCUCUGCGAGAGAUAGAGCCAUGAAAGAACAAACGCAACAAACUCCAGGCAAAGGAGAAACCGGUAAAGCAGACCUUAAUAAACCACUUUAUAUUGAUACAAAGUUGAGAUCUAAUAAUGAAACAACAUUUCCUGUGACUGCUGCUGCUACCAGGCAAAAUACACGUGGCCCACUAAGAAGGCAGGAGACUGAAAACAAAUAUGAAACAGAUAUGGGGAAAGAGAAGAAGCCUGAAGAAAAGAAAAACAUGCUGAUAAAUAUUGUGGAUACUUCACAGCAGAAAUCAGCUGGUUUACUAAUGGUUCAUACUGUGGAUGCAGCAAAGUCUGAUGACACCCUUGAAGAUGAUGAGAAGAGAGUUGAAAUGGAAAUGAACCCAGAUAAUUCUCCAUCAGAGAUGCCAGAAGAUAGUGAAGAAGCAGAAAGUGGGUUGAAUGUAUCUGCUACACCUGAGCCACCUGCAUCUCCCUGCAAAACUAUUGUAGCAGCUAGCUCUGUUGAUGACCCUGUCAUUUUGCCAUUUCGCAUCCCUCCACCUCCUUUAGCAUCUAUUGAUAUUGAUGAAGAAUUUAUUUUUACUGAGCCAUUACCUCCUCCCUUAGAAUUUGCUAACAGUUUUGAUAUCCCCGAUGACCGUUCAGCUCCAGGUUCUGCUCUAACGGACUUACUUAAGCAAAGAAAAAAUGGAACACCUACAUCUGUUUCAUUUAACCCCAAUCAAUCAACAAAUUCUUUAGACAGUAAAAAACAAGUGGGUCUUUCAAACUGUUUGCCUGCCUCAUUUCUGCCACCCCCUGAAAGUUUCGAUCAUGUCACCGACUCUGGUAUUGAGGAGGUAGACAGUCGAUCUAGUAGUGACCAUCACUUAGAGACAACCAGCACUAUCUCAACAGUGUCCAGCAUCUCUACCUUAUCCUCUGAAGGUGGUGAGAACUUGGAUACUUGUACAGUCUAUGCAGAUGGGCAAACAUUUCUGGUGGACAAACCCCCAGUACCUCCUAAGCCAAAAAUGAAGCCCAUAAUCAACAAAAGCAAUGCACUUUACAAAGAUGCUCUAAUUGAAGAAACUGUAGAUAGCUUUGUUAUCCCUCCACCUGCUCCACCCCCACCUCCUAUCAUUGCACAGCCCAGUACGGCUAAAGUUUUACAGCAAAGGACCUCCAAGCUAUGGGGUGAUGUAACUGAGGUAAAAAGCCCAAUUCUCUCAGGCCCAAAGGCUAACGUUAUUAGUGAAUUGAACUCAAUACUACAACAAAUGAACAGAGAGAAAUCCUCAAAGCCAGGGGAAGGGUUGGAGUCGCCUACUGGAACAAAAACUGCAAGUCUCAGUACAAGGAGCACAGAAGUCAUGAGUUCUGUCUCAGGUACACGAAGUACAACCAUCACUUUUACAGUCCAGCCUGGAACCAGCCAGCCCAUCACAUUGCAGAGCAGGUCCACAGACUAUGACAGUAGGACAUCAGGAGUGAGACACGCUCCAAGCCCUGUGGUUUCACCGACAGAGAUUAGCAAAGACAUCAUGCCUGCUCCUCUGACUGCUGCUGCUUCAGCUUCAUCUCCUUCUCCAACUCUGUCUGAUGUAUUUAGCCUACCCAGCCAGCCUCCUUCUGGGGACUUAUUUGGCUUGAACACAGGACGCAGCAGGUCUCCUUCUCCCUCAAUAUUGCAACAGCCGAUCUCAAAUAAGCCUUUUACAACUAAGCCUGUCCACCUGUGGACUAAACCAGAUGUGGCAGAUUGGUUGGAAAGUCUAAACUUAGGUGAACAUAAAGAGACCUUUAUGGACAAUGAAAUAGAUGGCACCCAUUUACCAAACCUUCAGAAGGAAGACUUGAUAGACCUUGGAGUGACUAGAGUUGGGCACAGAAUGAAUAUAGAAAGAGCUUUGAAACAGCUACUGGACAGAUAAAAAUGGCUACUCUUGCCUCUCAAACUUCUGUUAUAAAUAGAGAUGGGCUGGUACUGAAAUACGCAAAAUGUCUUGGCUGUCUGUAAGUGCCAGCAAAAGAAGAAAAGGUUUAAUUUAGCUGCUGGUACCCAGUAAUGCAGACUGUAUGUUUAGUGCCCAAGCUUAAAUCCAAGUAAAUGAAAUUAAUGAGGCUAUUUUAUUUCAAAGGUGGGGGUGGGGAGGUGUGGGGUGGAGAUAGAGAAGAAAGAUAAUUGUUAACUUUGAAAUAUUACCUAUCCAUUUAUGAUGCCCUUCAGCUGGACCCAGAAUGUGUAAGUUUUCUUUUGGUUUAAAACCACAAGCAUUUCAUUUUUGAGCAGAAAUCACCUUAUUUUAUAUACACCUCUCCCCUGCCAUCCAGGGUAGUCCAUUCUUGAAACUCUUGUCAUGGAAUCUCAACAUUUUUUCCCUUUUUGGCUUUUUUAGAUAGAUCCUCACGUGCUUUACCUUUUUUUAACCAGCUUUUAAUUAAUAAAUAGCAGAUGCACUACUUCACCCCCUCUUUCACAAUGUCAUUUUGAUCCAGUGUAGAGCUUUGUUUUGUUGGCAGUGAAGCUGAUAGUGCUGUUGGAGACUCUUGUUCAAAGGUAACUGUUCUGCUUUACUUAGGUAUUUCUUUAUUUCUGCGUUUAUAUUUAGCACAAUUCCAAGGUAGCAGAACAGGUUUUAAACAUGCUGUACUGACCUGAUAAGUAGAAUGUGGAAACUAUGUAUAGACUGGAAGAGAAUUCGCACAGAGAUCCAACGAAAUGAGGCUAGUUUGAACCAGACAUCCCCAUUUUGCAACCAGAUAAACUGCUAAUGAAGCCCAACAUAUACUAUAUGAGCAGAUUAAAAUGUGGUUGUAAAGUGUGUUGGCUAUAAUGUGUCCAUGUGCAUCUUUUAGACUUUUAUAGUCAGAUUUUUCAAACAUGCUGAGCCCCCACAGAUCCUGCUUAAUUCAUUGAGUUGCAAGUACUCAACUCUGAAAAACUGGGAUAUAAGACAGGAUAUUGCUUCCAUGGAAGUUAGUGGGAAUGUUGGCACUGACAACUGGGAGCAGGAUUGGGGCCUGUUAGUAGAAAUAAAAAUGUUUCCGCACGUGAUCACCUACAGUUUAAAAAAUAUUUAAAAGGUAAAUGUUAAUGGGGGGAGAUGUGGUGUCCUAGAAUGCAAGUGUUCCAAAGGGUCAGGAAAACAGAGAGGUCCAGAUCUAUGGACUUGCUUCAUCCUUUCCUGGCUAGCCUGGGUUGGGCUAUUGGUGGAGGAAGCAUAGUCAAUGCCUAAGCAGGAGCAGAAAGCUUCCCAUCACUCUCUAGUGACUUCUUUACUGUGUUCCGAAAUUAUUAGUAGCAGGGUCCAUAGAGUGAUCCAUCAAGCCCUGAUCAGCAUUACAGACAAUUGGCCCACAUUGGGGUUGAUUGUUGACUGGUUCUGUGCUCUCUAUGUACUCUGAGCAUACACAGUUUUGGCAGAUUUGACUUUUUUUUUU